UGUCACCUUUCUGUCUCUGUGUGGUGGUUUCCAGGCCCCCGCCACAGGGGGAAUGGGAGUGGGGACUUGGAGAAUUAAGGGAGAAAGCUACGCUAGCUUGGGGCAGCCUUUCCACUUGUCCUCGGCUGGCCCAUGGCCUGGUACAAGCGGGAAUUCCUGGCCCUGCCUGUCACAGGAGCAGGUAUGACAGCCACGCGGGUGACACCAGGCCUAGGCACUCGGGUGCUCCACUCCACUAGGGCAUGCAGGCGACAAGCACACUGGCAGAGGGCCUCCCGCAGGGCCCAGUCCCCACCUGGCUCUCGCCCCACCAUGGCCCGGGAAGCAGGCCAGGUUUGUGCCAGGCCUGCCGUGCCCAGGGGGAGGAAGGGCUCCGUGUUCUUUGCCUGUGUCUCUGUGGUGACCGCCAGGAGAAGGGCCAUCGCCCGUCGUGCCGCUCUCCAAAGCCUGACACCUUGGCUGGCACCUCUGCCAGCACCGGCCACCACCGAGAGCUCCACGCAGGAGAUCGAUGAGGAGCUGAUCAACGGAGUCAUCUACUCCAUCUCCCUGCGCAAGGUGCAGCUGCACCACGGAGCCAACAAGGGCCAGCGCUGGCUCGGGUAUGAGAAUGAGUCGGCCCUGAACCUUUAUGAGACUUGCAAGGUGCGGACCGUGAAGGCUGGCACGCUGGAGAAGCUGGUGGAGCACCUGGUGCCCGCCUUCCAGGGCAGCGACCUCUCCUACGUCACCAUCUUCCUGUGUACCUACAGAGCCUUCACCACCACCCAACAAGUCCUGGACCUGCUGUUCAAAAGGUACGGUAGAUGUGACGCCCUCACGGCCUCCUCUAGAUACGGCUGCGUCCUCCCCUAUUCCGACGAGGAUGGCGGACCCCAGGACCAACUUAAAAAUGCCAUCUCCUCCAUCCUGGGCACCUGGCUGGACCAGUACUCGGAGGAUUUCUGUCAACCUCCGGACUUUCCCUGCCUCAAGCAGCUGGUGGCCUACGUGCAGCUCAACAUGCCAGGCUCAGACCUGGAGCGCCGUGCCCACCUUCUCCUGGCCCAGCUGGAGCACUCGGAACCCAUCGAGGCAGAGCCUGAGGCUCUAUCACCAGUGCCAGCUCUAAAACCAACUCCAGAACUAGAGCUAGCUCUAACACCAGCUCGAGCACCUAGCCCAGUGCCAGCUGCAGCCUCAGAGCCAGAGCCAGCUCCAACACCAGCUCCAGGUUCAGAGCUAGAAGUAGCUCCAGCACCAGCUCCAGAGCUCCAGCAAGCUCCAGUGCCAGCUCCAGACCAGGAUCCACCUCCAGACCAGGAUCCAGCUCCCUCACAAACUCUAGAGCUGGAGCCAGCUCCAGCGCCAGUUCCAUCAUUAGAGCCUUCCUGGCCUUCACCCGUGGUUGCAGAGAACGGGCUGAGUGAGGAGAAGCCUCACCUCUUGAUGUUCCCUCCCGACCUGGUGGCAGAGCAGUUUACCCUGAUGGAUGCGGAACUGUUCAAGAAGGUGGUGCCCUACCACUGCCUGGGCUCCAUCUGGUCCCAACGGGACAAGAAGGGCAAGGAGCACCUGGCGCCCACCAUCCGCGCCACCGUCACCCAGUUCAACAAUGUGGCCAACUGCGUCAUCACCACCUGCCUCGGGGACCGAAGCACAAAAGCCCCAGACAGGGCCAGGGUGGUGGAGCACUGGAUCGAGGUGGCCAGGGAGUGCCGGAUCCUCAAGAACUUCUCGUCACUGUAUGCCAUCCUCUCUGCCCUGCAAAGCAACUCCAUCCACCGUCUGAAGAAGACGUGGGAAGAUGUUUCCAGGGACAGUUUCCGGAUCUUUCAGAAGCUGUCGGCGAUCUUCUCAGAUGAGAACAACUACUCAUUGAGCCGGGAGCUGCUCAUCAAGGAGGGGACCUCCAAGUUUGCCACCCUGGAGAUGAACCCCAAGAGAGCCCAAAAACGGCCAAAGGAGACGGGCAUCAUCCAGGGCACCGUUCCCUACCUGGGCACAUUCCUCACCGACCUGGUGAUGCUGGAUACCGCCAUGAAGGACUAUCUGUAUGGCAGACUCAUCAACUUCGAGAAGAGGAGGAAGGAGUUCGAGGUGAUCGCCCAGAUCAAGCUGCUGCAGUCGGCCUGCAACAACUACAGCAUCGCGCCAGAUGAGCAAUUUGGGGCCUGGUUCCGGGCCACGGAACGGCUCAGCGAGACUGAGAGCUACAACCUGUCGUGCGAGCUGGAGCCCCCAUCUGAGUCAGCCAGCAACACCCUCAGGACCAAGAAGAACACAGCCAUUGUCAAGCGCUGGAGCGACCGCCAGGCCCCCAGCACUGAGCUCAGUACCAGUGGCAGCUCCCACUCCAAGUCCUGUGACCAGCUCAGGUGUGGCCCCUACCUCAGCAGCGGGGACGUGGCUGACGCGCUCAGCGUGCACUCGGCCGGCUCCUCUAGCUCCGACGUGGAGGAGAUCAACAUCAGCUUCGUCCCGGAGUCUCCUGAUGGCCAGGAAAAGAAGUUCUGGGAAUCAGCCUCACAGUCAUCCCCGGAGACCUCCGGCAUCAGCUCGGCCUCCAGCAGCACCUCGUCCUCCUCAGCCUCCACCACGCCCGUGGCUGCCACGCGCACCCACAAGCGCUCCGUCUCAGGGCUCUGCAACUCCAGCUCCGCGCUGCCGCUCUACAACCAGCAGGUGGGCGACUGCUGUAUCAUCCGUGUCAGCCUGGACGUGGACAACGGCAACAUGUACAAGAGCAUCCUGGUGACCAGCCAAGAUAAGGCUCCGGCCGUAAUCCGCAAGGCCAUGGACAAACACAACCUGGAGGAGGAGGAGCCGGAGGACUAUGAGCUGCUGCAGAUUCUCUCAGAUGACCGGAAGCUGAAGAUCCCUGAAAACGCCAACGUCUUCUAUGCCAUGAACUCUACCGCCAAUUAUGACUUUGUCCUGAAGAAGCGGACCUUCACCAAGGGAGUGAAGGUCAAGCAUGGAGCCAGCUCAACCCUCCCUCGCAUGAAGCAGAAAGGACUCAAGAUUGCCAAGGGCAUCUUCUGAGAGCAUCUUCCCAGGGUCUGGCUGGCUGGUAGCCAAGCACUUAUGGACCAGAGUGGCCCAGGCCAGCUGGACACCUUCCUCCCACCGGCCAGCCCAGGGUACCCCCGACUCCAGUUUCAUCCUGAACCUCUCCUGCUGCUGGGAUUGACGCCUGCCAUUGGUCAGGCUGACCUGGCCUCCCGUGGACCACUCGCUGCCUUAGGUGCCUUCUGCUCUCUGGAACCAGAGGACUAGCUGACUUUUGCCAAGGAGCAGUGCCAACGGGCAUGGCAUGGUGCCCUGCCUGCCCCUGGGCACCACUUCUGUACACUUCCCUGACACCUUCCCAGGUGUGGGUCACUGCCACCUGUGCCCAUGGGCAUCCCAGAGCACCCACUCACCCACCGUGUCUGACCACUGCAGUUCUCUCCUCAUGCCCACGGGCACUGGCCUGUGACCUUCACAGGGGUCCCGGCCCCUCCCACCACUCUAGCCUUUCUCAGGCUGCACCAAAGAUUCCAUCAUCAGGGCCAACUGAGAGUGAGGGAGUCUCACCUACCACUUACCCCAGCCCUCCCCCGGGAGCAGAGAGAGAAACCCUCUUCAUGGACCAGACUCUGCACCCGGUGAGUGAGGACAGUCCCAGCUGAGUCCCAUCGAUGUUGAAUCUCAUGCCACUGCAAGUGCCAUUCACCACUGCGUCCUGGGCUUUACGAGACCAUGCAAGACGGGGGUUAGUGAGGAAGGAGGAUUUGGGGUGGGGGUGGGGUGAUUGAAUAUUUGUAUAAAAAGAAAAAAGAAAAAAAAAUGUUUACUGAUUGGGGAGGGGCACUAUUUAUUUGUUGUAAAUAGCAAAUGCUAGACUUGAAUAUUAUAUUAAAAUCCUGUUUCUACUAUA
This is a messenger RNA of Symphalangus syndactylus (siamang), 3901 nucleotides long. It is a transcript of the gene RALGDS, whose product is annotated as ral guanine nucleotide dissociation stimulator. Gene Ontology annotation, biological process: Ras protein signal transduction. NCBI's taxonomy places the organism in Eukaryota, Metazoa, Chordata, Mammalia, Primates, Hylobatidae. The record is from RefSeq and is a predicted model, not a curated record. Gene Ontology annotation, molecular function: guanyl-nucleotide exchange factor activity. Gene Ontology annotation, cellular component: plasma membrane.